This is a messenger RNA of Aegilops tauschii subsp. strangulata, 706 nucleotides long. The record is from RefSeq and is a predicted model, not a curated record. Lineage: Eukaryota; Viridiplantae; Streptophyta; Magnoliopsida; Poales; Poaceae.
GCGCCUCCCCCUCCACUGCACUGUUUCAUACCUUAUCCCCUCUCACCUCCGUUUGGAUCUCCGAUCUCUCCUUGUACCCUGCAGUUCCAGCCAUGGCGUCUUCUUCAUCAUCGGUCCCAGCUGUGUCGCUCGCCCCACCAGAAGACAUCGCUCCUCUCCCCCUUAUCCGCUGCCCCAGAUGCAACCUUGGUGUGAUUCAGUGGUUCAUCUCCGAGACCCCACUGAAUCCCGGCCGCCAUUUCUACAAGUGCCAGUUCCGCGAUUCCGGGCGUUGCACCUUCUGGAAAUGGGAGAACAAGUACAUCGACUACCUUUGCACUCGUUGGUCGCAUGUGUUUCUUCCCAUAGCUCCUCCUCCACAGGAAGUCCCCACCUUGAUCAUGCGUGAGAUGCAGUCGAACAUCAAGAUCGCACUUGCUGUCGCCCUUGGUACUCUUGCAGCUGUAAUGACGCUCCUAGUCUCCAAGAUGUAGUUCUCUUUGAAUGAUGUAAUAUUACCUAAUUAGUUAAUCAGCGCGGCAAGAUGUUUCUGAUCCAUGUAAUAGUUAGUUCUGAACCUGCCAGUCCCCACUAAGCUUGUUCUGACAGUCCCUCUGUAAAUUUUCAAUGUACUCAUAUAGAGGGGCGUAUGUAAAUUUUGGAAUCCAAUAUAACAUGACUCCAUUUCUAGAUAUUUAUCCUUGUAUAAGCAAGUAUCAUUGUUAUA